AGGAUGACUUCCUGUAAAGCUGCAGGAUUCCCAAUAAUACUGAGCCCCACAUGGAGAAGAAGACAUGUUGUGUAAGGAGUUCCAGAACAUGGUUUCAGAGGUUUGUGUCAGGGGAAGAGUGCCGUGUUUACACCUUCAGUGUUGUCAUGGGCCCAUGUGACAAAGUGGGGAGGGCUCAGGGGUCCAAACACAGAGAAAAGGAGUGAGACACAAGAAUGUGAGGAGAGAAUGAAAGCAGUUUGUGAGCGAAAACAGUGAAGCUGCAGAAGUUGGUCUCAAAUCAAGGAGACACCACCUGCUUGGCCUUAGAAAGAAUCCAGGUUUAGGGCACUUCUGCACAAGCCUCAGUGUGGAAACCAGAGGCCAUGUGAAAGCUGCCGCACAGUGAACACUGUGCUGAGAUGAGUGCCAUGAUGAACAUGACUUCGGUCUUUAGUGGAACAGCCAAUUUCUCUUACGAGGCAAAUGUCACUGGCAAUGUCAGAUUUGCUUUCCUGAGCAAACCCAGCUUGUUUAACACCAUCAUCAAUAUCUUAACCGUGGCCAUCCUCUUCAUCACCAUGGUAUCCCUCGGCUGUACGAUGGAGAUUUCCAAAAUAAAAGCCCAUUGCCUCAAGCCAAAAGGAGUAGUCAUUGCAAUGCUGGCACAGUUUGGCAUCAUGCCCCUAACUGCCUUCUGUUUAGCCAAAAUGCUGCAGUUGGAUUCUUACAAGGCUGUGACUGUACUCAUCUGUGGCUGCUGCCCGGGGGGGUCCUUAUCAAACAUUUUUACCCUGGCUGUAGAGGGAGACAUGAACCUCAGCAUCACGAUGACGACUUUCUCCAGUAUUGCUGCCCUGGGUAUGAUGCCCCUUCUGCUCUUUAUCUAUAGUCAAGGCUUCCCCAGCCUGAAAAGCACUGUACCCUACAUCGGCAUCAUCACUGCUCUGGUGUUGACACUGGUGCCCUGUUCCAUUGGCAUCGCCAUUAAUCACUACAAACCAAAGUACACACCCAUCGUCAAAAAAGGUGGUUUGACCUUGCUGGUAAUCUGUGGCAUCAUAGUACUCACAAUGUCUGCUUUUGCCAUCAAAGACAUUCUGUGGAUGAUCGUCACACCUGAUAUUAUGACUGUGGCUGUGGUGAUGCCCAUGACUGGCUUUAUAAUGGGAUAUGUCAUGUCUGUCAUAUGUAGACAAAGUCCAAAAUUAUGCAGGACCAUUGCCAUGGAAACAGGAUGUCAAAACAUCCAGCUGUGCCUUGCCAUCCUAAGGGUGACAUUUUCCCCGCAGACCAUUGGAGCCUUGUUUCUCUUCCCUCUGAUAUACUUUAUAGUCCAGGUCACCGAGGGCGUUCUGCUGAUGCUGUGCUUCAGAUGUUACCGAAGAUUCAAGCCACCAGCGAAGGAAACCCUCACAUAUGAAGACUCAAAGAAUAAGUGUCAUUUGCCAUUGAGAAGUCCCCAUCUGAGCCCUAAUGAUAUCACAAUGGGACAGCAUUAAGCAUUCACACACUUACCGGAACACCCCUCAAAAUCUCUGAGUAUGAGCUUUAACACAGGGGAGACAAUCAACCAAGAGAGCAUCACAGAAGACGAACCAGUGCUGAAGAUGAGACCAAGAAGAGCUGAAUCCUACCUUUGAAGAUGCAGCACCUCACUGUCUUUAUGUCAUGUAUAAAUAUCAACGUCACACCCUGAUCACUCAGGCCUGUGGUACUGCAGGAAAGAUUAAUAAAGCAUGUGCAAACAGUAGUUCUAAUUGACUUUAUUAAUCCUAGACAAUGUAAAGUAGGGUAUAAUGAAGUAAUAAGUUAAUGAUUUAAAGUAAUAACGUUGUGUAUAUUUUUUCUACUGAAUAUAUGUGAUAUAAGGCUAAAUUCAUUCAUUUUCAGAAUAAUGCUCUUUGAUGUAUAAAUUAAUAAUUUAAUUAAAUAAAGUCCAUUGACAUGUCAUGUGCUCUUGAGA
This is a messenger RNA of Labrus mixtus (cuckoo wrasse), 1945 nucleotides long. RefSeq names its product hepatic sodium/bile acid cotransporter-like. The coding region runs from base 402 to 1481 and encodes 359 amino acids. The record is from RefSeq and is a predicted model, not a curated record. Gene Ontology annotation, cellular component: membrane. Gene Ontology annotation, molecular function: bile acid:sodium symporter activity. NCBI's taxonomy places the organism in Eukaryota, Metazoa, Chordata, Actinopteri, Labriformes, Labridae. The transcript is spliced from 8 exons. Gene Ontology annotation, biological process: bile acid and bile salt transport.